ACGUUGUAAAAGAAAGACGACCAAAGCACUUGGUUGGACUUAGCACGUGCAAAGAGAAACCCCAAAACUUUCAGACGUUCUUCACUUGAAAAAGAAAAAAGAAGAGCAUGCUCAAUGCUGGGUUGGAUUUGGGAUUUGCACAGUUACAAACCUAAAUCAAAUUAAACUUACUUCUACCAAAGCUUACGACUAUUACCAUUGCCUUUCUGUUCUUGUUUUCUACUUAUUUUGAUUAACAGUAGUAAGUCAUGUAGUGGUUGCAGUUCUUGAUUGAUUACGAAAAUGAGUGUUUCUUUGACUGUUAUGACUUUUAAUCUUUAUGAAGAUCAGCCUCCAGAUAGCCCUAAUUCUUGGCAAAACAGACGGGAUUUGUGUAUCAGUGUUAUUACCAGUUACUCUCCCGUCAUUCUUUGUACUCAACAAGGUGUGAAAUCCCAGUUGGAUUAUAUUCAGCAGUGCUUGCCAGGUUAUGAUCAGUUUGGAAUAUCAAGAAAAGGAUCCGAAGACACUUCAGAUGAGCACUGCACCAUCUUCUAUGACAAGGAGAAGGUAGAGCUGGUAGAAGGUGGAACAUUUUGGUUAUCAGAUUCACCAUCUGUCCCUGGAAGCAUUUCCUGGGGGGCUGCAGCUCCAUGUAUAGCAACAUGGUCGACAUUCCAAUUAAAAGGAGUUGAGCCACCGGGCUUUUCUUUUCAGAUAGUGAAUACAAACAUGGAUGAACUUAGUCCUCGCUCCCGUAGACGAAGCGCUUUACUCACUUGGCAGCAUAUUGCAUCCUUGCCUCCAAGUUUGCCUGUUGUAUACUGUGGCGGAUUUAAUACACAGAAGGAAUCAACUACAGGACGUUUUCUUCUUGGGAGAUCAAGAGAACAUGGUGUGGUGGGAGAUAUGAGAGAUGUGUGGUCCAAUGCUCGAGCUAGAAAAAAUAGCUCCCUCAUUCGCACGUAUCAUGGUUUUAAAGGUAACAAGCAAGGCGCUCUCGAGUUUUUCAAGUUGAUACUAAGAGCACUCUGCCUCUGUUGGGAUCGCCAAACUCAGGAUCUGCAUGUGGAUUGGGUCCUUUUUAGAGGUAGAUCUCUCAUCCCUUCCUUGUGUGAAGUGGUGAAUGACAAUAUUGACGGGUACUAUCCUUCCUCUCAUUAUCCAAUAUUUGUUGAGUUUACGCUUCCUCGUUCUGUGAGACUACUUGAACCACCUCCUACUCAAGACGAUCACUAAAUUAUGAUUGUUUUGAAGUUCCUUUGCUAUUUUCUUCUUUACCUUUCUUUAACAUUCAAAAAGCUUAAUUAUUAUUCAUCGAUUGUUGUGAGCAUGGCAUAUGUUUGGAGCAUAAUAUUGGUUUGGUUAUAGAAGAUCUUCAAAUGGAUGAAGUUUGUCUCUGCUUGUAUCUAAAUCUCCUACUUUUCUUCAAGAAUUAAACUUGGGGAAUGGAAACUUUCUGUGAAGUUUUACUGUAGAACUUACAUCUUAAGGUUUUUCUAAUGGUACAUUUCACGAAGAAAACAAGUUUGUUCAAGAUUCUUCCAAAUACUGAGAUGCAUCAAUUGUUUUAUUUUUACCUUUUCCGAAGUGUUUACUUGUGCAGUGUUGUAUGCCUAGUUUCUGAUAGAUUUUUACAAGAUAUGUGAAACUUGUUAUUACAAGAUAUAUUCCUAUCUGUUUUAACAUAUUCCUUCCCUCGCAAA
Mercurialis annua (annual mercury) is the source of this 1685-nucleotide messenger RNA. RefSeq lists its product as uncharacterized. The coding region runs from base 283 to 1218 and encodes 311 amino acids. The transcript has 7 exons. Gene Ontology annotation, molecular function: 3'-5'-RNA exonuclease activity. Lineage: Eukaryota; Viridiplantae; Streptophyta; Magnoliopsida; Malpighiales; Euphorbiaceae. The record is from RefSeq and is a predicted model, not a curated record.